Anarrhichthys ocellatus (wolf-eel) is the source of this 765-nucleotide messenger RNA. Its product is annotated as L-amino-acid oxidase-like. Gene Ontology annotation, molecular function: L-amino-acid oxidase activity. The record is from RefSeq and is a predicted model, not a curated record. Gene Ontology annotation, biological process: amino acid catabolic process. Bases 1 to 765 code for a protein of 254 amino acids. Lineage: Eukaryota; Metazoa; Chordata; Actinopteri; Perciformes; Anarhichadidae. The transcript is spliced from 6 exons.
AUGAUCCCUCACAUGUGCAAGUUCUUUCCUCUGGUUCUCGUCGGGGUCGUGGUGUUUGCCGUGAGUGGGAUCUUUGCAGACCCUCUGAACGAGUGCCUCCAGGACGCUGACUACAGCGAGCUCCUGGACAUGGUGGUUAAAGGCCUCCCCGCCUCUAAGGCUCCUCGACAUGUCGCAGUCAUCGGCGGGGGCAUCGCUGGACUCACUGCCGCUAAAUUUUUAGAAGAUGCCGGACAUAAGGUGACCAUAAUAGAAGCCAGUAACCGCAUUGGAGGACGAGUGGAGACCUUCAGGGACAGUAGAGAAGGCUGGUACGCAGAAGUGGGCGCCAUGAGGAUCCCCAGCUUUCAUAAGAUUCUGCUUUCCUUCGCCUCCAAAUUACAAAUUUCCCUAAACCCCUUCAUCCAGAAUGACGUGAACACCUACUAUUUUAUAAAUGGAGUGCGACAGAAAACGGGCGCCGUGGGAAACAAUCCCAAUGUGCUGAACUACAGCUUGAAUGAAGGAGAGAGGGGGAAGUCAGCAGCUCAACUCUUCAGUCAGGCGCUCUGGAAGGUGCAGGAUGAUCUCAAGACCAUCGGCUGCAGCGCCAUGAUUGAUAAAUACGAUUCCUACACAGUGAAGGAAUACCUGGUGAAGGUGGGCAAUCUGAGUCGUGGUGCCCUGAGGAUGAUCGGGGACAUCCUGAACGAAAACAGCCUCUUCUACACGUCGCUGAUAGAGAUGCUGUACAUUCAGUCGGACAUCAGCGACAGCACCGAGUAA